Messenger RNA from Nicotiana tabacum (common tobacco), 804 nucleotides. Lineage: Eukaryota; Viridiplantae; Streptophyta; Magnoliopsida; Solanales; Solanaceae. The record is from RefSeq and is a predicted model, not a curated record.
AUGGAAGACAAGUUUGUCACCGCUCAUGCAUGGGCUAAAAAGGAGGAAGCCAGGGUAAACGACAUAUUCGCCGUUAGGCAGACACCCGGCGAGGGACUCAGGGACUUCUUAGCCCGGUUUAACAGGAUGAGAAUGAUCCUACCGAAUGUAUCAGAAGGGAUGGCGGUAGUGGCCUUCCAGAAUGGAUUGAGUAGAAAUGGGUCUAGAGCAACCAGAAAGCUAGUAAGCAAACUCAUGAAAUACCCUCCCACCACUUGGGAAGAAAUUCACAAUGCCUAUUGCGCCGAGGUAAGAGCCGACGAGGACGAACUCAAUGGCCCGAUCCAACGGCUGACAUUAGUUCAAGCAGAAGCAAGGAAGGAUCGAUGCAAUGAAGGUCGAAGGGACCAGUUGGGCCCCCGUCUCGGUCGAGAGAGACAUCAGCCCUACAUCAGAACAACCAUCCCACAUCCCUCGUGGCACAUGGAUGGUCCUCCUCGACAUACCACGACACCGCAAAACGAAAGAGAAAUAGUGUACGCACUAGAGAAUCUCGGCACAAAGGUACAAUGGCUGCAAAAGAUGAAGUCCGAUCCAAGUACUCGGAAAACAAAUGCCCUCUGCGAAUUUCACCAGGAACGGGGUCAUAAAAUCGAUGACUACAUAGGGCUGCAGCAGGAGGUGGUGAGAAUGCUAAAUCAGGGACACUUGAGAGAACGGAUGAGCGACCGAGGGCGAGCCAAUUUUGCCAGUGGACGCGAGAAACCCCCUGGGACCUCUAAAACCGCCUUCUCCCGCUCGUACCAUACAAAUGAUUGUCGGUGA